AUAAUGCUGAUAAUAUAAUCAUAUAGGAGCCCUAUAAGAGCAGGAUUGUAAUUCAGUUGUAAGUGUGCUUGAAUAUACAGAAAUACAUUACCUGCUUUGACAUGGUAUCAAAGCAGUUUGCUCUUGAGACCGAUACCCAUAUCUAGAAAUCUAAAUUACCCAUACCCAAUUCCGCUGCCAAAAAUACCAAGAGAAGAACCUUGUUUCUUCAUCUUAACAACAAUACCAAUACCAAAGAACUUCUGUUCUUCCCCAUAUCCAUAUUACCAGAAAUAUCAAAAAUAUACCCAAUUACCCAGCUUAUCUUCAACUUAUCUCGAAUUCUCGAUCCCUGAAGCCUCCAGCCCCGCCGCUGCAGUCUUCAGCCUCCAGCCACCGCGAUCCUUGCAGCAGUAACCCCCUCACAGCCGGCCUCAUCCUCCCGGCCACGAAGCCCCACAGCCCGCGCCUCCAACUGCAACGAUCUGCCCAGCGCCUCUACAGCGCUCCACCGCCGCCGGACCCCGCUGCCUUUCCAGAUCGAUCCGCCGGACACCAGCCACCCACCUGCAAACCAACACUUCUCAACACAAAGCAAAGAGAGUGAAGAAGGAGAAAGUGGGAAAGCAAGAGUUGGUGAGAAAGAAAAGGCAGAACAAAGGAAAGCACAGAAGAAGAAGAAGAAAAAAGGGCGGAGAAGAAAAGAAGAAAAGAAAGAACAGAAGAAAGAAGAGAAAGGAGGGAUUCGGCUUCUCUGCUAGAAUUCAUUUUGCUAGGAUCUGCUUGGAUAACACUCUCAGCUCGCCACGUGUUACUGGUUCAAUCUAAGGGCUAUAAUGCUUACAACACAGAAAGCCUGAACUUCACUAACGAUCUCCAAAAUAGUUCUUUAACGUCAGUGUUGAAUCGAACAAGAUCUCUACCCCUGGACUCCUCGCAUCUCCCUCUCUCUCUUCGCCCAAUUUCCUCCUUCCCCUCAUCGGACCCCCUCAUCAUCUAGUCGUGAACUGAAGCCGAGUCCGAUCUCUCGACUCCUCACUUAACUCUCAAGAUUUUCCAGAUGAUGGGGAAGACUCACACCGUGGCUUAGAGAAGAGAAAUGGGUUUAGCUUCACAUGGGAGAAACCUUGCAUUUCAGAUUGGUAAUCCAAAAUCAAGGCUUUUGAUUCGGGUCCACUACUGCAGUUAUAAAUCAGAGAGUAAAAAGCAAGAGGAUGAUGAAACAGUGAGGGAAAUCUGUACCAUUCUGAAGCGAAGCAGAGAGUGGGAGUCCGUGUUGAGCUCAUCAGGGUUUCCCAAGAAGCUAAACCCUUGUGUGGUUCGAUCCGUUCUUCAACAACACCACCAGCUUUUUGGGCAUGCCCAUGGUGUGUUGGAGAGAAUGGUUAGGACCCGGAAGCCGGCUUUAGAAGUUUUGGAUUGUGUUGUUAGGUGUUUUAGAGAGUUUGAGGGAUCAGACAUGGUGGUUUUUGAGAUUUUGAUUAAUGUGUUUACGAUGGGGGGUUGGUUUUAUGAGGCUGCUGAUGUGUUUUUGGGUGUUAGGAGUGUUGGGAUUUCACCGAGAUUGGAAUGCUGUAAUUCUCUGUUGAAUGAGUUGUUGAAGGGUAAUAGGAUGAGGCUGUUCUGGAAAGUGUAUGAUGGGAUGUUAGAGGCUAAGAUUGAGCUGGAUUUUUACACUUAUAGCAAUGUGAUCAACGCACAUUGUAAGUUUGGGGAUGUUAGGCAGGGUAAGAGGCUACUGUUUGAGAUGGUAGAGAAGGGCUGUAAUCCGAAUUUGAGUACCUUCAAUGUGGUGAUUGAUGGAUUGUGUAGAAGUAGGGCUGUUGAUGAAGCCAUUGAGUUGAAAAAAUCGAGUAGGUGAACAAAACUCCAACCUUCUUAUAGUUCUUUAUCAAAUUCUAUUCUCUAUGGUUCAGCUCAGGCUUAGGUUCAAUUAAACACAUCAGACAGUUUGAUAAAUGGUUUUAAUAGAAUAAACUGCCAGUUCCUGGUAACCAAAUCAGGCCACAUGCAUUCCAAAAUAAGACUUCCAGCACCUCUAGCAUUCCAAAAUAAGACUUUAAUCAUUGAGAGGUAGUGAAAGAAAAGGCCAAAACCCAAAUUAAGCACCAACCAUGCUGUUUGGACCCAAAAUGAACAUUUUGGCCUGACAAGGCAUGUGUUGGAGAAAUUGAGCCAAUGUCAGUGGCUCAAGCUAUAUAUUGUCGACAAGUUCGAAAUAUAUAUUUAGAGGCUAAAUAAAGCCUACUAUGGAAGCACGGAAGCAUGGAAACAUGAAAAGUCAACUUUAGCACAUUUUCCUACUUCGGCUAGGAGAAACCGAGCUAAACAAGGAAGGAGGAGUGGCAGACUAACCAAAUGAAAUCGAAAUGUGCUGAAACUUUCCAGAUCCAUUCUAGACAGCCCAAGGAUCAUUUCUUAUGAAGAGUGCAAGAGCUUUUUUUGAGUGGAAGGCCUUCAAACAAUCAGCCUAAUUUUCUACAGAAGCAAAACUGGAAAACUGGACCUGUAAGAGGUCCAGCAGCAUUUUCGGCCCAACCACAUGGAAUAAAAAUCUGAAAAUUUGUCAGGAUGAUGUACACUCAUAGUGGAACAUUUCAUAUGAAGAAGUCGAAGGCAUAUAAUGAAGUCUUGUUGGAGAAAUAAUUGAAGGAAUAAAGGGCCAGAAACUGACCUAAAACCAGCUCAAUAUUCACAUGUUCAUGUUUCCUACCCACAUGAAGAAAGCUAGAUGCUUUUCUCUUUUUCCUUGGAUAUAUUUUUGUUCUACAAUCUCUUUAAUAGAUCAUCACCACUUCCAUGUUGCUGCACCUUCA
This is a messenger RNA of Rosa rugosa (rugosa rose), 2795 nucleotides long. RefSeq names its product pentatricopeptide repeat-containing protein At5g61990, mitochondrial-like. NCBI's taxonomy places the organism in Eukaryota, Viridiplantae, Streptophyta, Magnoliopsida, Rosales, Rosaceae. The transcript is spliced from 2 exons. Gene Ontology annotation, molecular function: protein binding. The record is from RefSeq and is a predicted model, not a curated record. The coding region runs from base 1079 to 1840 and encodes 253 amino acids.